Sphaerodactylus townsendi is the source of this 2790-nucleotide messenger RNA. It is a transcript of the gene EFR3A, whose product is annotated as EFR3 homolog A. Bases 130 to 2757 code for a protein of 875 amino acids. Gene Ontology annotation, biological process: protein localization to plasma membrane. Gene Ontology annotation, cellular component: plasma membrane. The record is from RefSeq and is a predicted model, not a curated record. Lineage: Eukaryota; Metazoa; Chordata; Lepidosauria; Squamata; Sphaerodactylidae. The transcript has 25 exons.
UCCCCAACAGCCUUAUGUAACUGGAAAACUUCGUAGGCAGCGUAUCGGCAAGCUGUUGGUGCUGCUCGGAAUCAACUUUCUAUUGACAUUUGCCGCUGUCCGUGGUACUGAAUUAGUCAAAGUGUGCUGAUGUACGGGCAUCUGCAGAUCCUGGCUCUGGAUGGAGAGGUCAGGCUUUGCCACCUGGGUUGCUCGCUGAUCGUCACUUUAACUUCAUGCGAAGUAUUUGCUGCUGGUUUCCAAAUCAUGGUCCGGAAAGGAGUCUGUUGUUGCUGUGCUGCUCUGCGCCCACGCUACAAACGUCUAGUGGAUAACAUCUUUCCUGAAGACCCCAAAGAUGGGCUCGUCAAAGCCGACAUGGAGAAGCUGACGUUCUACGCCGUCUCUGCUCCCGAGAAGCUUGACCGGAUCGGCGCUUACUUAGCAGAACGGCUGAGCCGGGAUAUUGUCAGGCACCGUUACGGGCAUGUUUUAAUCGCCACGGAGGCACUGGACCAGCUUUUGAUGGCUUGCCAUUCUCAGAGCAUCAAACCAUUUGUCGAAAGCUUCCUUCACAUGGUGGCCAAGCUGCUGGAGUCUGGGGAGCCGAAGCUGCAAGUCCUGGGAACCAAUUCGUUUGUGAAAUUUGCAAACAUUGAGGAAGACACGCCUUCUUACCACAGGCGCUACGACUUCUUUGUUUCUCAAUUCAGCGCUAUGUGCCAUUCUUACCAUGAAGAUCCUGAAGUACAAACUGAGAUCCGAAUUGCCGGGAUCCGGGGCAUUCAGGGCGUGGUCCGUAAGACGGUGAACGACGAACUCCAGGCCACGAUAUGGGAGCCUCAGCACAUGGACAAGAUUGUGCCCUCCAUGCUGUUCAACAUGAAGAAGUCAGAAGAUGUCAGCAGUCGGACCUGCCUGGCUUCCUCACUGGGGGGAGAAAAAGAAGAAGACCCUUCUGUGCUGGCCGAGAACUGUUUCCGUGAACUGCUGGGCCGGGCAACUUAUGGCAACAUGAACCACGCUGUCCGGCCGGUGUUUGCGCACUUAGACCAGCAUAGACUCUGGGACCCCAACGAAUUUGCUGUCUCCUGCUUCAAAAUCAUUAUGUAUUCUAUACAGGUGCAGUAUUCUCAUCACGUGAUACAGGAAAUCCUGGGACACCUGGACGCUCGCAAAAGAGAUUUCCCCCGAGUCCGAGCAGGCAUCAUUCAAGCUCUCUUGCAAGCGGUUGCUGUCGCUGCCAAAGGGUCCAUAGGCCCAACCGUCUUAGAGGUUUUCAACACCUUAUUGAAGCAUCUCCGUUUCAGUGUCGAUUUCGAAUUAAGUGACCGGCGUAGCUCAGUGAAUAGCAUCAGUUUUAGCGCAAACGCCAAAGACAAUGAUGAGAGGAUCGUCCAGAAUGCUAUCAUCCAAACCAUUGGGUUCUUUGGAAGCAACCUGCCAGACUACCAGCGGUCAGAGAUCAUGAUGUUCAUUAUGGGCAAAGUGCCCGUGUUGGGAGCAACCUUGCCUACACUAGAGACCAGCCAGCUAAGUGAUUUGGGAACCAGGCGAUUCCAGAUUAUGCUGCUGAGGUCCUUGCUUAUGGUGACUUCUGGAUACAGCGCUAGGACUAUUUCUGCCGCUCUACCUGCUCCUUUUCUGGAUCCAUUGCUGUCUCCGUCACUUAUGGAUGACUGUGAACUGCGACAACUGGUCCUGGAAGUGCUGCAUAAUAUUAUUGAUCGGCAUGACAACCGAGCAAAGCUUCGUGGCAUCAGAAUAAUACCUGACGUUUCGGACCUAAAGAUAAAACGAGACAAAAUUUCAAAGCAAGAUGGGAGCUUCAUGAAAAAGUGUGGCCAGCAGCUGUACAGGCAUGUCUACUUGGGUUGUAAAGAGGAAGACAAUGUCCAGAAGAACUUUGAACUGCUAUAUACAACCCUGGCCCUCAUUACUAUUGAACUAGCCAGUGAAGAAGUGGUCAUUGACCUCAUCCGAGUGGCCAUAGCAUUGCAGGACGUCGCAAUCCUUAAUGAAGACAAUCUGCCCAUGUUCCAUCGUUGCAGUGUGAUGGCAGUGGUUGCAGCUUAUCUGAACUUCCUGAGCCAAAUGAUUGCUGUUCCUGCUUUCUGCCAGCAUAUUAGUAAGGUCAUUGAAACCAGAACGUUAGAAGCACCGUAUUUUUUACCAGAAACCAUUUUCAGAGAGAAGUGCAGUCUCCCAAAGUCCCUCGAGAAAGAAGAAACCAACUUGUUUUUUCUGACCAACCAAAUGGCCGAAUCGCUUGGCGGCAGCGGCUACUGUGUCGAGAGACUAUUGGUGCCAUACGUUCCGCUCGUGACUGCUCUAUUUCGGUCUGGCAAAAAGCCUCAUAAGCGCAGGCGCAAGUCGAAAGAUGAGGACAGACUGUCACGGAGGAGAAGUCUGGUGGAUACUUUAUCCAUCCAAGUGGACCUUGUGCCUGGCUGCAAUUUGCAAGAAAAGGUGAGCAGUACCGAAGAAAUCACGUUUGAAACACUGAAGAAGGCAAUAGAUAGCAAUGGGCUUGAGGAACAAGAGAAGGAAAAGCGGCGGCUGGUGAUAGAAAAAUUCCAGAAGGCUCCUUUUGAAGAGAUCGCAGCUCAGUGUGAAACUAAAGCAAACCUGCUUCAUGAGAGACUGACACAGAUCUUGGAGCGUACAGUCCGACCUCCUCCAAGCCCUUCCGGCACCGCAGCAAUCACCGCUGGCCAUGUUCAUUACCGAUCCAUUCCGGUCUAUGAGAUGAAGUUUCCAGAUCUUUGUGUGUAUUGAGUAUCCUCUGCGGUCGUCAAAAACGGUUCCCAG